Aspergillus pseudonomiae is the source of this 480-nucleotide messenger RNA. RefSeq names its product cytidine deaminase family protein. The coding region runs from base 85 to 480 and encodes 131 amino acids. The transcript has a single exon. NCBI's taxonomy places the organism in Eukaryota, Fungi, Ascomycota, Eurotiomycetes, Eurotiales, Aspergillaceae. The record is from RefSeq and is a predicted model, not a curated record. Gene Ontology annotation, molecular function: cytidine deaminase activity; zinc ion binding. Gene Ontology annotation, cellular component: cytosol.
CCCUCCUCCAAACCAAACUAAACCAGCCCUCCUUACCAACAAUAAGGAAAGCAAGAAAGAAAACAAAAACAAAAACAAAAGAAAAUGACCACCCUAACCCCCCAAGAAGCCUCCCUCCUCGAAACCGCCACAAAAACAAUAACCAGCAUCAAACCCUCCAACACGCACAGCGUCGCCAGCGCCGUCCUCGCCUCCGACGGCCGCGUCUUCUCCGCCGUAAACGUCUACCACUUUACCGGCGGCCCUUGUGCCGAACUCGUCGCCCUGGGGAAUGCUGCCGCGGCCGGGGCCGAGGAGCUCACCCAUAUCGUGGCCGUCGAGGAUACCCGGCGUAUCUUGAGUCCCUGUGGACGGUGUCGGCAGGUUUUGUUGGACUUGUGGCCUGGCAUUAGGGUUAUUGUUUUGGGGGAAGAGGGGCCCAGGGUUGUUGGCAUUGCGGAGUUGUUGCCUUUUGCUUAUUCGUGGCCUGGGGAGGAGUAG